This is a messenger RNA of Trypanosoma brucei brucei TREU927, 339 nucleotides long. RefSeq lists its product as hypothetical. The record is from RefSeq and is a predicted model, not a curated record. Lineage: Eukaryota; Euglenozoa; Kinetoplastea; Trypanosomatida; Trypanosomatidae. Bases 1 to 339 code for a protein of 112 amino acids. Gene Ontology annotation, cellular component: mitochondrion. The transcript has a single exon.
AUGGAAAUUCAUGCUCAAGUUACCACUGCAGUGAAAAAGAGUAUCACUUUUCUUAUUUUAUUUUUUUUCCUCUUUGACCAGUUUUCAGCUGUGGAGGUAGCAGGGAUGGUCACUCAAACUGAAAUGGAGGAACGGAUUCGCGUGUCUUUGGAACCGGAGUCGUGUGAUGUGGUUGUGUUAAGUGAGGAAGACCGGAAGUAUGGUGUGGUCAUUGUUUCCAGAAAGUUCAACGAUGUUCCACUGGUAAAAAGACACCGUAUGGUAAAUGACCUUUUUAAGGAUGAGUUGUUGUCCGGUGAAAUUCAUGCCUUAACAAUAACGGCGAAGCCAUUACCGUAG